Messenger RNA from Hibiscus syriacus, 432 nucleotides. Its product is annotated as EG45-like domain containing protein. The coding region runs from base 20 to 397 and encodes 125 amino acids. The transcript has 3 exons. The record is from RefSeq and is a predicted model, not a curated record. NCBI's taxonomy places the organism in Eukaryota, Viridiplantae, Streptophyta, Magnoliopsida, Malvales, Malvaceae.
GUCACUCUUGGUCUUGGCAAUGCUGAUAGCAGCAGCACUCAUAAGCAAAGAAGCUUUAUUGGUCCACGCCGAUAUUGGCACCGCGUCGUUUUAUAACCCUCCAUAUAUUCCUACGAAAUGUGGCGGUAAUAGCGAAGAACAGUUUCCUCCAGGGAACAUGUUUGCUGCGGUUAGCGAGGGAUUGUGGGACAAUGGUGCUGCUUGUGGGAGGCGUUACAGGUUAAGAUGCAUCAGUGGACCCAACAGACCAUGCAAACAAAGAACCAUUGAUGUCAAAGUGGUGGAUCUCUGCCCCUUCUCACCCUGUCCCUCUACCAUUGUUCUCUCCAGGGAUGCUUUUGCAGCUGUUUCUCAUCCACGUGGAAGGAAAAUCAAUAUAGAAUAUAUACAGGUUUGAGAAUGUAGCAAGCACUGGUGUAAUCAGAUCAGAGU